AUGGCAUCCACAAACUACAAAGAAGCCUUCGCCCUCUUCGACAAGCGCGGCAAUGGCCGCGUUGCCCUUGAAUCGUUAGGGGACCUCCUUCGAGCAUGCGGACAGAACCCAACGUUGGCGGAAAUACAUGACUUGGAGAAGGGUGUUGGCGGUGACUUCGACUUCGACUCUUUCCAAAAAGUCCUGAACCGACCGGGUGGAUUCCGAGACCCGGGCGAGCCAGAAGAGUAUUGCCGGGGCUUCCAGGUGUUUGACAAAGACAUGACGGGCUUCAUUGGCGUGGGCCAGCUUAGAUACAUCUUGACGAACCUUGGAGAGAAGAUGAGUGACGAUGAGGUGGAUGAGCUAUUGAAGGCGGUGGACACGAGUAGUGGGGAAAUCAACUACACUGACCUCGUCCGGACCAUCCUCGCCAAUUGA
This is a messenger RNA of Letharia columbiana, 420 nucleotides long. RefSeq lists its product as uncharacterized. Gene Ontology annotation, cellular component: myosin II complex. The record is from RefSeq and is a predicted model, not a curated record. Bases 1 to 420 code for a protein of 139 amino acids. The transcript is spliced from 5 exons. Lineage: Eukaryota; Fungi; Ascomycota; Lecanoromycetes; Lecanorales; Parmeliaceae. Gene Ontology annotation, biological process: mitotic actomyosin contractile ring assembly. Gene Ontology annotation, molecular function: calcium ion binding.